Messenger RNA from Schistocerca piceifrons (Central American locust), 1899 nucleotides. It is a transcript of the gene bma, whose product is annotated as SCY1-like protein 2. Bases 1 to 1899 code for a protein of 632 amino acids. The transcript has 14 exons. The record is from RefSeq and is a predicted model, not a curated record. NCBI's taxonomy places the organism in Eukaryota, Metazoa, Arthropoda, Insecta, Orthoptera, Acrididae.
AUGAUUGCGCGAUCAUACUGCAGGGCCACGCCCGAGGUGCAGACGACGUCGUCGUGCAGCAUCCUGAGCGACAUGUUCUCGCUUGGCAUGGUCAUCUGCUCCAUCUUCAACCAGGGCCGGCCGCUCAUACAGGCCAACCACAGCGCCUCCACCUAUCUCAAGCAGCUAGAAGUGCUGGAGGAGCAGGUGCACAACGUGCUGCCGCGGGUGCCGGUGCCGCUGCAGGAGGCGGUGGUGCGCCUGCUGAGCCGCGACACGCGCCAGCGGCCCACCGCCCAGCUGCUGUCCCUCAUCAAGUACUUCAGCGACCCCUCGGUGCAUGCGCUGCAGUUCCUGGACGUGAUCAACAUGAAGGACCCCACCCAGAAGUCGCACUUCUACCGCAACACGCUCAAGGACGUGCUGCCCUACGUGCCCAGGAAACUGUGGUUCCAGCACGUGUGGCCGAGCCUGCAGCAGGAGAUGAAGACGCAGGAGGUGCUGGCCGCCGUGUUGCAGCCCAUCAUCUUCCUGGUCCAGGAGUGCACCAUCGAGGAGUACGAGUCCAUCAUCCUGCCCGCCUUCAGGAGUGUCUUCUCGAUCCCGAAGUCGAUCCAGGCGACGGUGACUCUGCUGGAGAACCUGCACGUCAUCCUGGAGAAGACGCCGCGGGACGACAUCCGCAGCGAGGUGCUGCCCAUGCUCUACAACGCCUUCGAGAGCACCACCAUACAAGUGCAGAGCGCGGCGCUGGUGGCGGUGACGAACGUGUCCGAGUACCUGGACGAGACGGCGGUGCGGCGCAUGGUGCUGCCCAAGACCAAGGCCGUCUACGAGAAGAACACGGCCGACCUCAAGCUCGUGAUGAACGUGCUCAGCUGCAUCGAGAAGACGCUGGACAAGCUGGACAAGUCGCAGAUCAUCGACGAGGUGCUGCCGCUGCUCUGGGACGUACGCCUCGCCGACCCCGAGAUCACCAUCCGCGUCGUCAACAUCUACCGGCUGAUGCUGAGCGACAAGAAGUACGGCCUGUCGGUGAACCUGAUGGCGACCCGCGUGAUGCCGUCGCUGCUGCCGCAGACGGUCAACCCGAGCCUCAACCUCGACCAGUUCACCAACCUCCUCGAGGUACUGCAGGAGAUGCUCGACCACAUCGACAGGAACCAGCGCAACAAACUGAAGUUGGAUAACCUGACACUGCCAAGCCCAGAGCGCCACCGCCCACUGCGCCACCAGUACAGCUCAGAUAACAUGCACGUGCCACCCUUCAACAUCCCCAACCUGCGCAUCGAGCAGCGCAAGACCUCCAGUGCCGAGGACAUGGCACGCAAGAACUCAGCUGACUCAGGUGUGCUAGGUGGCUGGUGGUUUGGUGCAUCACCAUCGUCACCAGACAGCAACUUCCUGCGCGUACAUAAUGCCUUCCCCAACCGGCGGCUGUCGGACAAUGCACUCAUGAUGCCACCCAAGAUCCGCGUGGCACCUAGCUGCGCCUCAUCGCCUGGUGGCACGCCUGGCGGUGGCCUGCCUGUGCGCCGGCAUUCCAGCAUUGGCCCACAGGAGCGGCGUGGGUCUGCUGUCAACCUGUCGCCACCAACGGGUGGUCUCCACUACAGUUCAGUGUCCAGGGAAGGUUCCAGUCUGUCUGUGCCAUCGACGUAUCUUGCACGGAGCAUGAUCGGGGGAAGCAUGCCAAACACAAGCAGCAGUGUUCCAUUCUUGCUGAGUUCCAGUAUGAGCAGCAUACGCUCACGGCGACCAUCCGCAUGCUUGUCCAGCUCUCAAGGAUCAGGACUACUGCAGCAGCUUGGAUCAGGCAUGGUAAGACAGAUUACACUAGGACCCUCUUACCACCAUCCUGUGAAUGGAAGGGCAUUACCAACGACUGCUAGUGUCAGGAAAUGUCCUUCUUGGAUGUAG